Gryllus bimaculatus (two-spotted cricket) is the source of this 993-nucleotide messenger RNA. The record is from the annotation of a GenBank genome assembly. Lineage: Eukaryota; Metazoa; Arthropoda; Insecta; Orthoptera; Gryllidae.
AUGGAAUUGUCUUCCGCAACAGUGGUGCAGGACGUGCUCAAGGAGGUGGAGGUGCAGGAGCCGCGCUUCAUCUCGUCGCUGACCGAGUGCAACGGCCGCUACGAGGGCCUGGACGUGGUGUCGCCGGGCGAGUUCGAAGUGGUGCUCUACCUCAACCAGAUGGGCGUGUUCAACUUCGUGGACGACGGCUCGCUGCCGGGCUGCGCCGUGCUCAAGCUGAGCGACGGCCGCAAGCGCUCCAUGUCGCUGUGGGUGGAGUUCAUCACGGCGUCGGGCUACCUGUCCGCGCGCAAGAUCCGCUCGCGCUUCCAGACGCUCGUGGCGCAGGCGUGCGACAAGUGCGCGUACCGCGACUCCGUCAAGAUGAUCGCGGACACCACCGAGGUGAAGCUGCGCAUCCGCGAGCGCUACGUCGUGCAGAUCACGCCGGCCUUCAAGUGCUCGGGCGUGUGGCCGCGCUCCGCCGCGCACUGGCCGCUGCCGCACAUCCCGUGGCCGCACCCGAACCUCGUGGCCGAGGUGAAGACCGAGGGCUUCGACCUGCUGUCCAAGGAGAGCGUCACGCUCCAGGGCAAGCAGUCCGCCAUGGAGGGCGACGCGUGGGUGCUGUCCUUCACCGAGGCCGAGAACCGCCUGCUGCUGGGCGGCUGCCGGCGCCGCUGCCUCAGCAUCCUCAAGACGCUGCGCGACCGCCACCUCGACUUGCCGGGCAACCCGGUCACGUCCUACCACAUGAAGACGCUGCUGCUGUUCGAGUGCGAGAAGCACCCGCGCGAGAUGGAGUGGGACGAGGCGUGCCUGGGCGACCGCAUCAACGGCAUCCUGCUGCAGCUCAUCUCGUGCCUGCAGUGCCGCCGCUGCCCGCACUACUUCCUGCCCAACCUCGACCUCUUCAAGGGCAAGUCGCCCUCGGCCCUGGAGAACGCCGCCAAGCAGGUGUGGCGCCUCACCCGCGAGCUGCUCACCAACACGCGCUCCCUCGAGAAGCUGUGA